Messenger RNA from Haemorhous mexicanus (house finch), 4438 nucleotides. RefSeq names its product DnaJ heat shock protein family (Hsp40) member C5 beta (gene DNAJC5B). NCBI's taxonomy places the organism in Eukaryota, Metazoa, Chordata, Aves, Passeriformes, Fringillidae. The record is from RefSeq and is a predicted model, not a curated record. The transcript is spliced from 9 exons. Bases 462 to 1052 code for a protein of 196 amino acids.
CGGAGUGAGUCAGACUAGAAAGCUGAUUUUGCUGAAAACUAAGGAAAAAAAAUAAUAGUAAGAAAGAAAAUCAGUGAAAGUUUGCACCACUCCUUUGCUGGCAGCCCUAAGAUUAACUUGAGCCAGCUGUGACCCCACGAGUUCAGACUUUGAGUUUCAGCUCUGGCUAUUUUCCAGCUGAAAGGCCUUGUCAUAACAAGAUCUUCCUGAGAGAUAACCAGCUGGAUACAGGACAACAAAAGACGUAAUCAGACUCCGCUGACCUGUUUAACCCUGAUUGUGAAGGAUGAAAAGCAGCAGCUGCUUUCUGUGGAACAGCACUUCUGGUGGCACCUGCUUCUUUCCUUUGGGAUGAUAUUGGCAUAAAGACAUCAAGGUAUUGAACUCAUAAUGUUGUGAGUUUAUACAUGCCAGACUGUGUGCCACCACUUUUGAAGCAGCUUUGGUAAUGCACUGCUAUCAUGGCUGAACAAAGGCAACGUGCUUUGUCAACAUCAGGUGAAGCAUUAUACGAAAUCCUGGCACUAGAGAAGGGAGCAACACAUGAUGAAAUUAAGAAGUCCUACAGAAAACUAGCUCUGAAAUAUCAUCCUGACAAGAAUCCAGACAAUCCAGAGGCUGCAGAAAAAUUUAAAGAGAUCAACAAUGCUCAUGCAACCCUGACUGAUGUGUCCAAGCGAAACAUAUAUGACAAGUAUGGAUCAUUAGGGCUCUAUGUGGCAGAACAAUUUGGUGAGGAAAAUGUUAACACCUACUUCAUGCUCUCCAGCUGGUGGGCAAAGGGCCUGUUUGCGGUCUGUGGUUUGCUGACUGGCUGCUACCUCUGCUGCUGCCUCUGCUGCUGCUUCAACUGCUGCUGUGGAAAGUGCAAACCGAAGGCACCCGAGGGGGAACAGCAGGAGUUCUGUGUGUCUCCAGAAGAUUUGGAAGAGCAAAUUAAGAACGACAUGGAAAGAGAUGGAGAAACUCCUAUUACGCUUCAGCCGACUAACGUCACUGAGAAGACACAACUGAUUGGGGACAGCCAUCGGAGCUAUCGCACAGAGUCCUAGGGCACGCCAGGGACCUGCUGGGCUUCUCACUGAGUCUCACAGUGAGAAAAACGCCUGAUAAGUUCUGCAGCCUGUGUUCAUAGCAGUCUUUAAGCUAAUAAAAAGUAACCUGAGAGUGAUUUCCUACCAAGGCAGAAUGUCGCUCUAUGCUACUUCCAAUAGGUUGAUACCUGCACUGUGUAGGGAGAUACCCAUGGCCUGCACAGAGCAUGCUGGUCUCUCAAAUCUUCAAAUUGUCUUUCCCUCUAAUAGUGUUCCCUUUGAUACAACUGGUAUUCUCCCUGCAUGCAUCUGUAGUUUCACCUCCCAGACACAUUCUUGAGUCCCUUUAUGGACACACUGGCUGUCUCUCCCUGCCCCAGGAACUUUCCUUGCAUGCAGCAGUUUUGCUGGAUGGGAAACACUCCUGUCAGGGACCCCCAGAAGUGCUCUUUAGCAGGUCUCAGAGAGAAAGUAGUAAGCAAGACAGACGGGGCUCUCCUUCCCAGAGAAGAAGUGCUCUUUGGAGGGCAGCUAGUGGCUUGCUGGGACCCAGCUCUGGCAAUUAUAAAUCCUGAGCCAAGACAAAGUACUGGGAGAUUUUUCUGAUGGUUGUUACAGUGCAGGUCACUCCAAAUCCAGGAGUCUCAUCCAGAAGCACACAUAGGCUCUGUUGUCUUCUCCAGCAAAUGCUGCAAAUCCGUGAGACAAACCCAGGGCUGUCCCCGAGCCUCUCUCCUCCUCCCACAGGUCUGUGGCAAAGCUCCUCCUUUUGGUUCCCAGCCAACAGCUUUCUGCCAGCUGGCUUACUGUACCGUGCCCUUGGCUUGUGGCCCUACUGCCCUGCUGGCACUGGGCUGGGAGCCAUCACACCAGCACAGGUACUGGGGCUGUGGGAGCAGCAAGGACUUGGCAGGGAAAGCAUGCAGCAAAGGAGUGACCGUCCUCCUCAGCAGCUCAUUGGGAAGAGAAAAGAGUGUGCUGUUACAAACCAGUGAGAAAGACCACAGAUGACCACAACCCCCUUCCUUCCCUCCACAAACUGAAGUCAGCUCCCUCAUCACAUCUGGCUUCUCCUUUCACUUUGAGAGAUGAAUAGGUAGAGAGUUUUGUAGAAGAGCACUCAGUCCUUCGGGCCAGUUUCACCCAUCCCAGGGCUGGGAAGGCAGUAAGACGGGACAACUGUGUGGUAGCUGACACCUAUGAUAGACAGACCCCGUAAGGACACAGAAUUUUCAACUAAGGAAGAGCAUCAAUACAUGCUAAUCUUGGAAUGAAUUGGGUAGGAAGGGCCCUUAAAUAUAAUUCAGUUCCAACCCCCAGCCAUGGGCAGGGAUGUGUCCUGUCCAGCCUGGACUUGAACACGUCAGUUGGCUGGAUAAGAAAAUGUGUUCCUCUUGUGGCAGUGUAUACAGAUACACUGUAAAAACAGUGUCUAGACAUUUGGAAGAGAGAAGAGGAGACUUGGAAAAAUGACCUUCAGAAUUUCAACAUCCUAAUUAACUGCGAUGAGACAAAGGGAUCUAGCCGGUAUCCUCCUGCACUGACUUGCUUUGUGGCACGUUGGAGUAUGAACACACAUCUCGUUUUCCUUUAGAAAUUCAGGAGGUGUUGGCAGUCCUGCAUUAGGCCCGGCAUUCUCUGCACCCGCAGGAUCAGUCGCUCCUGAGAGUGAGAUACAGCGCACAGGCUCGGUUUGCGAUGCGGCCGGAACACGUCUAGAAAAGCAAUCGUAUCUGCAAAAGGCUAAAGAGACAGUUGCUUAAAAGCAUCUUUGCAUAGAAGGAAGAAAAACAGAAAAAAAGUUUUACGUCUCCUUCGAGCCGGAAUCGAACCAGCGACCUAAGGAUUCCCGUGGGGCGCAACCGCUACAGUCCUCCGCUCUACCAGCUGAGCUAUCGAAGGGACCUGCGAGUCACGUCGCCGCCAUGCACCAAGACCAUGGCCGGCCCGCCCCGCGCAUGCGCAGCACGCAGUGCCUUCGGGCGGGCCCUACGGCCGGUCACGGGGCAGGGCGGGAACGCCGGGAGCGCCCUCUGCCGGAAGGGCGGGGCGGGAUCCGGGCCGUGGGGGAUACCCGGGGGUGUCGGGGGACGCGCCGCGCCCUCGGUUUUGGCUAUACAGGACAACGGGGGAAGCUUGCAUACAUGCGGGGCCAGUGGCGCAAUGGAUAACGCGUCUGACUACGGAUCAGAAGAUUGUGCUACGUGGGGUGCAGAGAAACAUGCUUGGCAGCAGCUCCUGGCUUGGAGAGAGUAGACGUGUCUGAAAGUGUCCAAAUCUGUCUACAUAGCAAGGGGAGAAUGGAAGUGAAGUUUUCUCCUUCAACAGAACCCCGGGCUUUGGAAUUAUCAGAAGCAUCAGAAUAAGGCCGGAUACUGCUCCAGCUUGUCAUUUCUUACCUAAGGAUUAUCUGAAGUAAGAGUUUCUGCACACAUACAACAGGAUAAAGAUGAAGGGAGCUGACCCCACAGAAUUAUAAAAAGAGCAACACAAGUGACAUGAGGAAGCAAAAUUUGCAAUAAGCAGAUCCAUCUGAGGCUCUGUCUUUACCUCUCCUUGUUUGCAGGCUCCAUUAGCAGUGCAGCUCUAAAUGCUGUGACAAUGGAAAUGCACAGCAGCUCUGGCACUGAUCCUAUGCUCUGUUUUGCCACCACAUCCCAGCCCUCCCUGUGCCCUGCAUAUGCCUGUUCUCUCCCGCACCUGUCUUCUCCUGAUCCAAAGGGUGCAGUGACAGGGAAUGUGAGGUCAGCACUGUUUUCCCAGCUCCUUGACCACAGUCGUGGGACAAAGGAGCACGCUCAGCUCACAGCAGCACACCUUCCCUUACAUUCAAUGCUGGAACAGCCUCCCUCAGUGCUGAUGGCUGGGGUCACAGGGGGGUCACCCUCCAGGCUGAGGACAAGCUCUGUUGGCUGCAUCAGGGGGGAGACUUUUGGAAGGAGAGGAGGACAACCAGCGACAACUCUUUGUCUUCCACCCAGAUCAUCAUAUCAGACUAUUAUGGUGCUGUCUGUUGCCAUGAACUAUUGGUUCAUAUUGCCCAAUCCUGACUGCAGAGGGUAGAACUGUGUAGUAAGAGAUGUGCAUCCUCAGUCAGCACUGGCAAAACACAAAUCUUAUUGCAAAGCUGCCCCCUCCAUGGCAAGGUCAAGGCCUUUUAGAAGACACACAAAAUCUGAGUUGUGCUAUGGUGAAAGGACUUGCUAUGCACCCUUUCUUCCCUUGCAUUCCCUAAACUCUGCCAGAAUCAGAAGGGCUGACUCUUAGGGAACAGCCUGGUGUGGGGAGGGGGUGAUGCAACACCACGUGUGUGGACAUGGGCCGGCGUGCUUGAGAUGCUUCCUGAAGUGAUAAUUCAAAAGGACAUUAAUGCAAUAAACUGCUGCUUGGUAGAAUGAACACAA